UUGGUGGAAACAUGUUUGCUUGUACCAUGGAGAUGCACAACAAAUACACGAAAAGACUGACAAGGACUGCUAUAGGAGGGAAGGAGGAGGAAAGACACCAAAUGAGGGCAAGGGAUCAGUUUGGAUUCUGCAGAUUACGGUGAAGAUUUGUGCGACUGUGACCAUGCGUCUGGUGAUUGUCUUCCUCUUGUCUGCCCUGCUUCCACUCUCUCUCUCGCAUGGACGGGACCCCUUCGCUUGGCUGUACACCCGGCAGAACUAUUUUGGUUCCAUGCAGGCAGAUACCACAGGAGGGGAGUGCCCCGAUGAGUGUGACUGCCCCCCCUCCUUUCCUGUUGCCAUGUACUGUGAUGGGCGGGGCCUGACGGCCAUGCCAACCAUUCCCUCCCGUGUCAAGUACUUGUACCUCCAGAACAAUGCCAUCACGGCUGUGCCAGACUCAGCUUUGAUCAAUGCAACCAAUCUGGUCUGGCUCAUGAUGCACCAUAACCAGCUGAUGUCCGAAGCCAUUGGCAAGAAGGCAUUUCUGAAGCUGGAAGGACUGGAGCGUUUGUAUGUACAACACAACAAUUUGACCAGUAUUCCUCCCAACCUCCCCCGCUCCCUGCGAGACCUGAGAAUUAAUCAUAACAAGAUUGAAAAGGUAACACCUGCAGACCUAGAGGGAAUGGAUAACCUCACUAUCCUGGAUCUCCAUGACAAUGCUCUCACAGACAUGAGCACAUCACUGAAGGCACUGAAAUCUCUCACACUGCUGGACAUCAGUGGCAACAAGUUGACAAAGGUCCCAGAGGCUCUCCCUGAACAUCUGCACCAGCUCUACCUGGAGUCCAACUCCAUUGACUCUAUACCAGAGGGCUUCCUGGGCCGUUUCACACAGCUGCAGUACGUCAGGAUGGCCCACAACCAGCUAACAGACAAGGGUAUCCCUCCCAACACCUUUAACGUGACUGGGCUGGUGGAGCUUGACCUGAGCUUCAACAAACUGGAGAGAAUCCCUCCAGUCAGCACCACACUGCAACAUCUCUAUCUGCAAGCCAACCAGAUCAAAGAGUUCACUCUGGGUAGUUUCUGCAGCAUUGUGGAUGUGACCAAUUUCUCCAAACUGCGGACACUGCGACUGGAUGGGAACGAGAUCAGUCGUCAGGACAUCCCCUCAGAGUCAUCCCUGUGCCUGCGGCUGGCUUCCAGCAUUGAGAUCUAACUAACUGUGUGUACGACACAGUUUGUGGCGCUCUGCUCACAAUCAUAGCUCACUUUACAACAUGCACCAUAAUGUGUAACACAUUAGUUUUGUGACAUUUGCCAAAACCAAAGCACGGCUGGGGUUAUGAUAUAAUUGAAUAUUGACAUAAGAUGGCAGCAGUGAAUAUCCACCAUUAAAACCAUGGUGAGAGCAGAGACCAUCAAAUGUUUCAGUUAUUUUUACACCCUUGGGGGAAGCUUUAACAGACUUAAAACAGGUUCUAAAAUGGCCUGGUCGCUGUAUUACAGUAAAAGAGCCUUUAUCCACAAAGUACAGUAGAUAAGCCCAUUAAGAUUUAUGAGCCACACGUGGUGUUUCUUUUUUGCGCAUUGAAAAUAAUCCAAGCCUGAUCCUCUUUAUAUGUUGCUGUGAGGAUCAGUGAUCUUUGUAUUUUGAAGCUAUAGCUGUCUUUAUUUCUCUCUUUCUAUCUCUGCUUUGCUUCAUCUCUUUUAUUUUCGUUUUUUCUGAUAAGCUGAUGGUAAACAGUGUGUAUCAUGUAUGAAGUGAAUUGUAUAAUUACAAAUCAUUUGCUGUCAUAGAAUACUAUAACACUAUACUGUAGUGUCCACUACAUUAAAAUACCUUAUUGCAGUUGGGUGCAUUGUGCCAAAUAUUGACUUUCCUAGUUUUAAAACAUGCUGUGACUGCUUGUUUAUGUAGAGGAUCCUCUUUUUGCACAGUGAGAUCAACUUUCCUUAGAAACAUAGAACACAUCUAUGUACAAUGUGAAAAAUAUCUCCAUACUGUACUGUAGUGAAUGAGACAUACAGAGGGCUUUGGGUAUUAUGAUUCUUGGG
This is a messenger RNA of Xiphias gladius (swordfish), 2043 nucleotides long. It is a transcript of the gene fmoda, whose product is annotated as fibromodulin a. The record is from RefSeq and is a predicted model, not a curated record. Gene Ontology annotation, molecular function: protein binding. Bases 164 to 1204 code for a protein of 346 amino acids. The transcript is spliced from 6 exons. Lineage: Eukaryota; Metazoa; Chordata; Actinopteri; Istiophoriformes; Xiphiidae.